Messenger RNA from Neolamprologus brichardi, 3542 nucleotides. It is a transcript of the gene birc2, whose product is annotated as baculoviral IAP repeat containing 2. The record is from RefSeq and is a predicted model, not a curated record. Gene Ontology annotation, biological process: positive regulation of protein ubiquitination; negative regulation of apoptotic process; regulation of cell cycle. Gene Ontology annotation, cellular component: nucleus; cytoplasm. Gene Ontology annotation, molecular function: ubiquitin protein ligase activity; cysteine-type endopeptidase inhibitor activity involved in apoptotic process. Lineage: Eukaryota; Metazoa; Chordata; Actinopteri; Cichliformes; Cichlidae.
ACAACAGUGGAAAGGACAUAUCACGCCACGUUGCUAAUAACGUACCGUCUGGCGUUUUGCGUCACGGACAUCAGCUAGUUUUUAUUUCCCUUCCUCAAUGUUGUGGCCCCGCGCGUUAACGAAGCGGAAAGAGACUGAAAUUCAUGUUAGCAGCCGUUAGCAUUAGCAAGCUAACGCCCGUUGCAAAGCUUAUAAUCAUAUCUUUCUUUAGCUGCUUGCUAACCGUGCGUUUUGGUUCAUACUUUGAUUGUGCGAAACAAAAAUGUAAAUAAACCAAGUGCCCUCCUAACCUGACAUGUUAAUUGUUAGGACACAUUAAAUGGCUAAGACGGGAACUCUGUUGCGUAAUUACAGACAGCUGGUGUGGAAAGUACCUGGCGGAAAUACCGUACCUGCCACUUCAGUUUACAGCAAGUAUUGUCCCUUUUCUCCUCCAAGAACGAGAGCCCACUUUUGAAUGCGGUCUCUCCUUGUCAAUCUUCGCACUUUCAGUUUUGAUUUAUUAAGAAGUCAGUGUCAGGUGGGUUAUAGGAUCGCUCCAGCGAUUUUUCACAUGAAGAUUCUGCUGAUAUAAAGGAGGCACUCGUGUUACCCCUGGAGGAUUAAUUUUUUUUUUAAUUGUUUUGUUUUUAUUGAAUUAUGAACCCUUAAACACCCCCAAAAAGGGAUGUCCAAGAUGGGGGGAGGGGUUUGAGAGCAGGAAUUCCUUGGUCUGUGUGUGUGCGUGUGCGUGUACAUCUGCUAGAGGCAAAUUUUUAACAUGUUUUGUUUGUUCGCAUAACCAUAUGCUAUAUGUUUGAGUUGGAGCGGUUUGGUGGCAUGUCAGAUAUGUGUUUCCUAAGUGUGCAUAACGAUCCUGGGUGAUGUCAUGUUUACGUGUGCAUUUUACUCACGCUGUGUCAUUACUGCAGAGGAUGGAUUUUGUUUGACGUUCAUCUGCGUUAACUGUGGCUAAAAGAGAGAUGCUGACAUUUAGGCAGUUCAAUGUUUAAGUUCAGGUGUGCCUCUUUGCUAGGCAUAGGUAAUAUGGAUGCAAGUAAAGAUUGCAUCAUGGUUGUGGUGAAACAAAGUUUUUGGGGUUUUUUUGCACAAGAGCUCUUAAGCUUUAAUUAUCUUGAUCUAGCUAAGAGCUCCCUCCUCUUUUGCAUCCUUAUCCAUUCGUCUGCUUACCUCUUCGGCAUUACUGAGUGUGUUUGUGUGAGAGAGCAAGACCUUGGGUUUUCUCAAACCCCUCUCCCUCAGAGGGACAUCUCUUUUUCCUUAUCUACUGCACUAAAUUCCCAAAAUGGAAACUCUUCUUCAGCUUAAAAACAAUCAGUUUUUAAUGGGUCUGUUUCGCAAUGGGCCUCCACCUGAACUGCAAUAUGAUAACUCCUCAGAGCUCUUCCGCAUCUCGACCUUUGCUCGAUUCCCAACAUCUGCAGUCACCGAACGAAGUCUGGCAAGAGCAGGUUGGUUCUACACCGGCGUGGGUGACCGCGUGCAGUGUUUCAGAUGUAACGUGACAGCUGAGGGCUGGCAGCCCGGCGACUGUCCAACAGAGAAACACCGACAGCUCUCUCCUUCCUGCUCCUUCAUCCAGAGCCUCCCAUCUACAGCCAACCUCCUCUCCUCUUCUCAUUCCGCCUUCUCCCCUCUCCGCAUUGUCCCAGCGAUACCACUUUCUGGUCCCGGCCCAGCUGCUGCUAACACAGCAGUAAGCCAAGGUGAAGAGCCUGUUGGCUACCUGAAUAUGGCCUUCUCUGCUCCUCCGCCCUCCAGCCCACUGAGCUCGCGAGGUGUUGAGGACAUGUCCCACCAGAGACCAACAUGCCACAACCCAACCAUGCGCAGAGAGCAAGACCGCCUGGACACCUUCCAUUCCUGGACGCUCUCAAUCAUCAUGCCUGCUGAACUCGCCAAAGCUGGCUUCUAUUACCUAGGGCAGGGCGAUCGAGUGGCCUGCUUCAGUUGUGGAGGACAGCUAAGUAACUGGGAGCCAGGGGACAGAGCAUUAUCUGAACACCAGAGGCAUUAUCCAAACUGUCGCUUUGUCCGAGGUGACAGGGCUGACAAUGUGUCGCUAGCUGGUGCAGCAGCAACUGCAUCCUUAGCUGCGAAUUCCCAGAUGUCUUCAGGAGCCACAGUCCUCACCAAUGUGUCCAACCCUGCCAUGCAGCAGAGUGAGGAGAGGCUGCUCACUUUUGUUAACUGGCCAUCACGUAUCCCCGUCCGCCCAGAGCAGCUGGCUAAAGCUGGCUUCUACUAUGUAGGUCGUAAUGAUGACGUCAAGUGUUUCUGUUGCGAUGGAGGCCUGCGAUGCUGGGAGUCUGGAGAUGAUCCAUGGGUGGAACAUGCUAAGUGGUUUCCUCGGUGUGAAUAUUUGCUCCAGGAGAAAGGACAAGACUUUGUUCACCAGAUCCAAGCUCGAUUUCCUCGGCUUUUUGAGCAACUUUUAACAAAUGGAGACAAUAACUCCAGAGAGUUUGUGGAUCCACCAGUGGUUCACCUCGGCCCUGGAGAGGAGCGGUCUGAGGAUGCUGUCAUGAUGAACACCCCCGUGAUAAAGUCUGCUUUAGAGAUGGGCUUUGAGCGAAGUCUAGUCAAGCAAACGGUCCAGAGCAAAAUCCUGACCAGUGGCGAGAACUACAGGACAGUCCAGGAGCUGGUCUCAGACCUGCUGAGUGCAGAAGAUCAGAAAAGAGAAGAGGAGCGAGAGAUGCUGGCAGAGGCGAUGGCAUCAGAUGGCUUCACCUUUGUGAAGAGACACCAGGCAGCUUUGAUCCAACGACUAAAAAGUGUUGAGCCACUGUUUGAGCAUUUAAGAGAUCAGAAUGUGUUGACUGCUGAGGAGUAUAGCGGUCUUCUGGCUCAGACGUCUGCCCAGCAGCAGACUGCCAGGUUGAUAGAGCUCAUCCUCACAAAGGGAAACGCUGCAGCUGAGGUCUUCCGCAACUGGAUUCAGAAAAAUGACGUCCACCUGCUCAGAGAUCUCAUGGCUCAGUCGAACGAAGCUGCAUCACCAAGCCAGGAUCUUUCAGACCUCCCAAUGGAGGAGCAGCUGCGGCGCCUACAGGAGGAGCGUACCUGCAAAGUGUGUAUGGAUAAAGAGGUCAACAUAGUCUUCAUCCCCUGUGGACACCUGGUGGUGUGUAAAGAGUGUGCGCCAUCACUGCGAAAGUGCCCGAUCUGCAGAGGCCUUGUUAAAGGCACAGUUCGAACCUUUCUCUCAUAAGCAGGAGAUCUGCUGUCACAGUUUUAUCAUGUAAAUCUAAUCAAUAGGCAACAGUUUAUAUUUAUUGGAAAGGGUGGCAGGGUAAUGGCCCACCUUUUCUUUUUUUCAACUUGUAUCACUCACAAGUUUGUAGAUUUAUCUACAUAACGAGAUGAAGCUCGCAGACUAACCGUAUCUGAAAGUGAUGUAGAGUUGUAAUGCUCAUGCUUUUACUUAUACUUUACCCUAAACUUAACAAGUCAGAAAAUGGAUAAAAACACAAUGUUCAGUGCAAUCUGUCUACAAAUGACAUGCUUGAAUUUUAAUAAAACAAUCACUUUCAGAGUUA